Messenger RNA from Poecilia latipinna (sailfin molly), 1274 nucleotides. RefSeq names its product beta-2-glycoprotein 1-like. The record is from RefSeq and is a predicted model, not a curated record. Lineage: Eukaryota; Metazoa; Chordata; Actinopteri; Cyprinodontiformes; Poeciliidae. The transcript has 8 exons. The coding region runs from base 65 to 1156 and encodes 363 amino acids.
UCUAAAAGGCUCUCAUCCAGUGGCUGCAGGUUGAAACGCAGAGCGGAUUUCACCUCCAAAGAAGAUGGCUCCCGCUUUGCUGCUUCUCAGCCUUGCGGCUGUAUUUACAACCGUAGCUCCUGCAAAAGUUUGCGGCCGGCCUCGUGUCUCUGAUGGCGUUGAUGUUUCCUCCAUGAAGCGCGUGUUUGAGAUCGGAGAAGACGUGACCCUCUCGUGCGAGCAGGGCUACUCGCCUUCAACGGCGACGCCUCCCAGGAUAACCUGCACGGCGACAGGGGAAUGGACGCCGGCCAACCUGGCAUGUUCCCCCAGGAUGUGCCAGAUACCCAGGCCUUUGCAGCCAUUUGCAAAAGGCAGGACAGAGGCUCCUUUUAAGAGUGUGCUCAACUUCUCAUGUGAUGAUGGGUACGUCAUGGUAGGAGCUAAUGAAAGCAGGUGCUUACACGAUGGCACCUGGAGUCAUCCGCCUCCUCUCUGCAAAGGCGUGAACUGUCCUCUGCCCAAGCCACCCAGAGAGGGAAGGAUUGUCCAUGACAAGGCCGUCACGGGAACGUCUACAAUUUAUGGACAAGGCUGGACGUACGAGUGCAACCCACCCAAAGCACCGAGUUACGAGAGAGGCUCCUGCAUGGCCGAUGGCUCCGCAACCGAACCUCCGGUUUGCCGAGAUGUGAGCUGCUCCAUCCCGCCACGCAUAGCAAAUGGCGUCAUCACAUUCGCCGUGAUGAGGCAACACAGUUACAAGGAGAAGGUUAAGUAUUCCUGCCUUGAGCCUUAUACCCUGGAAGGUGAGGCUGAGAUCCAGUGCCAAAACACUGGAAACUGGUCAUCAAAGCCAGUCUGCAGGGCUCCCUGCGAAGUUGGCAUCAAAAGAGGGCGCAUCUUCUACAAUGGCAGAAAGAUCUGGAUUGAAGACCUGAGGCCAAACAGAGUGCUCCAUGGCGAGCAUGUUGCCUUCUAUUGUAAGAACAAAGCUGAAAAGUGUGGCUACCCCGUGGCCAGCACCUGUAACGACGGAAACCUCCCCAUCCCGGACUGCUAUGAACAACCGGGCAAAAUCGAGUACAACCUAAGGUCUAAAAACCUUCCGUCAGAAAUCAGAAUGUGCGUGGCACCACCCACCGCAAACCCAACAAGCCCCCCAAACCCUGCGUGAGCAACUUACGGCGCCAUGAACUGGGGAAGACAUGGGCCGCCUUCUUGAUGUUCCUGCUUUGGUUUUCUGUUCAUUUAUACUGGCAAUAAAUAAAUAAAUGCAAGAUCAUUAAAACAAA